GAUAUUUCAGACGUGGCGUCAAAGCGGUUCAUGCAUUGUAUACAUAUUUAUAUAUAGGCUAAAGUUAAGCGAAUGGAGCUGCGUUCUGGUGUCCAAAACGCGGCCCAGAGUUAAAAUGUGUCUUAACGGCCGCUGCUGUUUGACAGGAUAAAGUGAAUUACAUGUUACCUGUAAAUAAAUAAUCAAAAGGUGCCGAGCUUCGUGAAACAUUAUGAAAUUGACACGGAAGCUAGUUCUGGCCAAAGCCAGGGCCUCGGACUUGGAAAGUGUGAAGAAACUAAACUGCUGGGGAUACAACUUGACUGAUAUUUCUAUCUUCUCUCAGAUGCCCAAUAUUGAGGUGUUGACACUCAGUGCCAACUAUAUCUCAUCCCUCACUUCUCUGGCUAGCUGCUUGUGUCUGCGUGAGCUCUUCCUGAGAAAGAACAUGAUUCCUUCACUCUCUGAGCUCUGCCACCUGCGCCCCUUGAUACGCUUAAGAGUGCUCUGGUUGGCUGAAAACCCCUGUUGUGGGAUGGAUCACAGCCAAUACCGGAUGACCGUUCUGCGCUGUCUGCCGCGCCUCCAAAAGCUGGACAACCAGUCCGUGACAGAGGAUGAAGUUGCACGAGCUGUGCUGGAGGGGGAGGAGAUCACAACGCCAUCUGGUGAUGCCCAGAACCAGCUUUCUAAUAAUGGGCUUCCAGAUUCAGAGGCAGAGAAUGACCCACUCAAUUAUAACAUGGAGGAGACCAAUAAAAUUAGGGAAGAGUUGGGGAUGAAACCACUCUCCAGAGACAAGUUUCCCUCCAUUUCCUCUUCUCCAUCAACCAAGGAAAACAAACCGGCUGUGAAGAAGAGACACACACUCGACGCAGUGUUGUUGCUGCUGAAGGAUUUGGAUGAAGAUGAGCUUCAAGUUGUGUAUGAAGCUACGCGGAACAGACUCGAGAUUUCUACAUUAGACUCUGGAUCUCUCAGGUUCACUGAAAAUAAUGAAACCAACUGAAAACCAUCACUGAGCCAUUUCUCAACAUGCACUCAUUGUACCACAAACACACCAAAUUUCUUGAUGUUUGGAAACCGGUCCAUGUUGUUCCUCUUCCUUAUCCUUUCAUUGAAAAGGUCAUAUUGUUCAAAACUGG
This is a messenger RNA of Thalassophryne amazonica, 1124 nucleotides long. RefSeq names its product cilia and flagella associated protein 410 (gene cfap410). Bases 212 to 988 code for a protein of 258 amino acids. Gene Ontology annotation, cellular component: U4/U6 x U5 tri-snRNP complex. Gene Ontology annotation, molecular function: protein binding. NCBI's taxonomy places the organism in Eukaryota, Metazoa, Chordata, Actinopteri, Batrachoidiformes, Batrachoididae. The record is from RefSeq and is a predicted model, not a curated record. Gene Ontology annotation, biological process: mRNA splicing, via spliceosome; cytoskeleton organization. The transcript is spliced from 7 exons.